AACACGCAAAAAGAGUUUCGAAAUAGAUCGAUAUAUUAUUUUUCUAUUUUAGCAAAAAAUCAUCGGCAGAUAAUAAUCUAUAUGGAGAGUAUAAAAGCCUACUUUCACGUAAGAGAAUAAGAAACAUAUUUACAAUAUAAUUCAAAAAUACAUUUUUGUCUCUCGUAAUCAAGAUUUUCAAUAUUUUAGAUAUGAUCGUUGAAAUGAUACUCCUGGAAGAUGCGGAUUUAUACGCAGUUAUUUGCUAUUUAAAGAUAUCUGAAAACUGUCGAUAUUUAAGUAAAAUAUGGGUACCGCAAUCGAUAAGAAGCAAUUUUUUAUUCCUUAGAAAUAAAUAUUUCACGAGUCUCAGUAGUGCCAUUCGCAUAUUUAAAUCUAAGCAAGAGUUACUUACACCUCCUACAUUUUAUAAAGUAAACGUAACGUCCGUUUGGUCCGAAGAUAUGACGGCUGCGAGAAAUUUAGCGACAUCCUUAGAUAGAAAUAUUAUACUCAUCAAUACAUUGGAUUUCUACGAAAGCAUGACGACGAUGCCUCACGUAGAAAUAUUCAAAAUUUCGCUGCACAGACAUCUCGAGUUAGAUGAAAAUCAACAUAUAAUAAACACGAUAAAGCCUGUAUAUAAACCGGGCAAGGAAUACCCUGAUGCACCUAAAAACCGUCACAGUCUUCUGUUUUACGACGGUACAUGGCAAACGCCUGUGGAAGGCAUGUAUUGGCCAAAUAAGGACGUACUCACGGCGAAAGCAUCAAGGUACAAAUUCACAUAACUCGUCUAACUUUAACCGUCGAUAAAUCUUGAACUUCCGAACACGUUAACAACGAAUUUCAAUAACAAUUAUAUAUAUCCGUAAUAGAUUUCUUAUUUAUAAUAUUAUUCUAGCGACGACAUUGGCAGAUGCGUUGUAUCAGCUAGGAAAGGGUUCGAAACCUGGAGUAAGUGGUCCACUGAAUCCAGAACGAAAGUGUUAUCCAAGUUCUCGUCCGCAUUGAAAUACAAUGGGUAUGUCCGGCUAUCCAGUGAGCAAAAACUGUCGCGGUAGGACAACGGAUUGGCAGCAGAUUUACUCAGAUACUGCAACACAGAUCCGGUGUCACCUGUGCGUCAAACUUGUGUUUUGCCAGCACAGCCUGCCGAUAUAAUCUGAUGAUAGAGCAUUGAC
Molecule: messenger RNA, 1163 nt
Organism: Temnothorax curvispinosus
Lineage: Eukaryota; Metazoa; Arthropoda; Insecta; Hymenoptera; Formicidae
Exons: 2
Coding region: 192-770 (192 amino acids)
Source: RefSeq, a predicted model, not a curated record